CGUGGUUCGGGGUCAGCGAUACUAAAGGGCUGAGGAGAUGGAGUCAGGAGCGAGAGACACCGAGGAGCCCGGGGGAGAGCAUAUCCCAGCGAUGUGGUUGGACGGCUCUAUUGAUUUCGCAAAGGCAUUUCACCAGCAUUUGUCAAAGUAUGUCCCUCGUAUUUACUCUAACGAGAUGCAGCCACAAGUGGAAAGGCAGGAAGAGCUGGCCCAGACCUCCAUCCUUACCCCACUGGAGUGGUAUCUCUUUGGAGAGGACCCCAAAGACUUUUUAGAGAAACUACGGCACAGCGAGGCCCCUCCACUCUGUGGCAAGGUGUUUAGAGGAGGGGAGACCACCUAUUCUUGCAGGGACUGUGCGAUAGACCCAACCUGUGUGCUUUGUAUGGAUUGUUUCCAAAACAGCGUUCACAAGAAUCACCGAUACAAGAUGCAUUCUUCUCUGGGAGGUGGAUUCUGUGACUGCGGCGACACAGAGGCUUGGAAAACUGGACCAUACUGCAAGAUUCAUGAGCCAGGAACAUCUGAUCAGAAUGCGGGCUUCCAGUUGCCUGAAGCGCUCUUGGCCCAGACGAGAAAGGUCUUCCCCUUGGUCAUCCAAUACAUCGUUGACAUGCUGAUAUGGGAGGAACAAAAGAGUCUUCCACGAUAUUUGGAUACAGGCCCAAAGAAGUUGGAUCACCACUACUGUGUGCUGUUCAGUGAUGAGCAUCAUUCCUACGAUCACUUUAUCUACAGCUUGCAGAGAUCCUUGGGCUGUGAUCUGAAAGAAGCACAGACAUUAAUCAGUGCUGCAGAGAGGGAGGGUCGAAGAGCCGUCAAAGAGGGUAAUUUACAGGAAUGCCAGGGAACUGCCGAAAAUCUCAAGACGUAUUCAGAGAACGUGUCCCUGCGGCCCCUGCGUGUGGAAGUAUUGCCAGCCCUUGUGAUGGCGCACCAAAGCCUUGCUCUGAGUCUAGGCAUUUGGCUGAACAAACUCUUGGCGUACUCUAGUGACUUUCGUCAAAUCUUCUGCCAGGUUUGUCUGACGGCUUCUUCCAACCAGCAGUGCUAUGUCAGCCAGCUAAUUCUAUGGGAUGCCAAGCUCCAUAAGGGCGUCCGGAAGGUUCUACAUGACCUGAUAUUCAGCAGCUUCUUCAUGGAAGUAGAGUAUAAGAAACUAUUUGCAGUAGAGUUUGUGAAGCAUUACAAACAAGUACAGAAGGAAUACAUGGAUGACGAUCGAGACAGGAACAUCUCGGUCACAGCAUUUUCCGUGCAGGUGUUCACUGUUCCCACUUUGGCUCGGCUGCUCAUCGAGGAGCAAAACGUAAUAAAAGUCAUCACUGAGACUCUUCUGGAAGUCCUGCCGGAAUAUCUAGAUUCAGACAACAAGUUUAACUUCCAAGGCUACAGCCAAGACAGGUUCUGCAGAGUUUAUGCCACAAUAUGUGACCUAAAGUACAUUCUUAUCAGUGUACCAACAUCAUGGUCGGAGAAGUUGAGAGUUAAGUUCCUGGAGGGAUUUAAAUCAUUCUUAUAUGUAUUAUCCUGUAUGCAGGGCAUGGAGGCCAUCAGUAGGAUGAUAGGGCAACAUGUGGAGAUGGACUCCGACUGGGAAGCAGCCAUAGUCAUGCAGAUGCAGCUGAAGAACGUUUUAAUGCUGAUCCAGGAGUGGUGCGCCAGUAACGAAGAGGUCUUGCUGGAGGCCUACAGGGAAUGCUACCAAUCAGUCCUCCGGUGUAGCAGUGCCAGCAGCUGUCAGGAGAAGACACGGAUCAAUAUGUGUGGCCAUUCUUAUGAAAGUUACCCAUUUCGUGUGUCUGUAGAUCCUGUCAGUAUCCACCUACCUCUCUCUCGGCUUUUGGCAGGUCUGCAUGCGCAUAUGAGUAAGACGGGCACCAUCGCCAGACUACCUCAUAUUAUUCCCACUGAGGAAUUCCUGGUUGAAAGUCUUAUCGAGUGCCCUCUGAGGUGCCUAGUACUAGUCGGGCAAGUGGCCGCUGAAAUGUGGCGGAGAAACGGUCUCACCAUUAUCAGCCAGGUGUUCUACUACCAAGAUGUUAAGUGCAGGGACGAGAUGUAUGACAAGGACAUUGUGAUGCUUCAGAUUGGCGCAUCCUUAAUGGAUCCCAAUAGUUUCCUGCUGCUGAUGCUACAGAGGUUUGAGCUUGAGGAAGCCUUCUCCAAGACCACAGCACCCCCCAAAGAUAUGGACCUGGCAAGGCAAAGAAACAUACUUAUUGAAGAAAUGCUAGAUGUUCUGAUUUGUGUAAUUGGAGAGAGGUACGUUCCCGGCAUUAGCGACGUGACCGCAGAAGAAUGCAUGAUGCGGGAGAUCGUUCACCUGCUUUGCAUUGAACCCAUGGCCCACAGCACAAUUGCCAAGGCCUUGCCUGAAACUGAAAACACCGACGUAUGUUUGGAUAAAGUGAUCAAUAAAGUGGCCACUUUUAAGAAACCUGGGGUAUCGGGACAUGGCGUGUAUGAGCUGAAGGAUGAUUACCUCGAUCAGUUCAAUGUGUUCUUUUAUCAUUAUACCAAGACCCAGCGCAGUAAGGCUGAACACACCCAGAAGAAGAGACGAAAGCAGGACAAUAGCUCUGAAGCUUUGCCUCCACCACCCCCUCCAGAAUUCAGCCCCGCUUUUCGUAAUGUGAUUAACCUCCUGUGUUGCGAUGUCAUGAUGCAUCUACUCCGAACAAUUCUCCAGAGGGCAACAGAGGAUGAGCCAAACACAUGGACAGAAGCCAUGAUCCAGAUGGUGCUCCACCUCAUUGCCCUGGGUUUGCUAGAGGAGAAGCAGCAGCUACAAAAGGCAGCCGAGGAAGAUGUAACAUUUGAUUUCUAUCACAAGGCAACAAGAGCCGGGAGCGCGGAUGUGAACUCUGGGAGCGUGCUCACGCUUUUGGAGAAAUUGAGGUGUGUUGCCCUGCUGGAGGCUCAAAAAGAUAUGGUCGGCUGGGUGCGGCAGAUGUUUGAAACUGUGAAGAGGCUUCGAGAGAAGUCCAGCCAGACCGCAAUGGCAUCGAUUUCUUCUGAUGUUAUUUCGGUUGACGAGAGUCCUGUAGAGAAGGAAAAACGGAAACGGAAAGCAGAGGCGGCACGACUUCACAGGCAAAAGAUUAUGGCUCAAAUGUCUGCUCUGCAAAGAAAUUUCAUUGAAAGUAAUAAGCUUCUAUAUGACACCACUCCGGAAGCGCAAGAAAGGUCCACUCCUAUGGAGGAGAGCUCAACACCCGAAGAAGGCUCAAAGAUUGCCUUGGGUCCUAAGCGCGGCCCAUGUGUUCCUGAGCAGGAAGUGUUGACUUGCAUCCUCUGUCAAGAGGACCACGAAGUCAGACUGAACAGCGCGACUAUGGUGCUAACUGCAUGUGUGCAGAAAUCUACCACUCUGUCCCAGUGCCGGGGCAAAAGUCAUGUACACUCAGGAGCUCUUUCCCCAGAAUCAUUUGAUCCACUUUUUACAAACCCCGAGAUGCUGUGUGGGACGCAUACAGGGAGCUGCGGACACGUAAUGCAUGUCGUAUGCUGGCAAAAGUAUUUCGAGGCUAUGCAGCUAAAUAUGCGGCAGCGGCUUCAUGUCGAACUGAUCUUCGAUCUUGGGAAUGGAGAGUAUUUGUGUCCUCUCUGCAAGUGCCAUUGUAACACUGUUAUUCCCAUCAUCCCACUUGUUGCUGAUCAAGUGAACAGCUCUGAUGCCGAAGUCAUUGGCCAAGUACUGUCGUUUCCCCGCUGGUUGGAUGUGGUCGCAGCCAGAAUUACUGGCUACAAUCUGAAAAUCACUAACGGAGACAGAUAUAUUUCACCCAAAUUCUAUAAAUGUCAAGGGGACCAAAGCAAUGAAUUCCGCUCCAUCCUGAGUUUUGGAGUACAGCCCCCGCCAACUUAUUCAGCAAGUACAAAAGAAAUGUUGCUCCAUUUUGCUACCACGAUUUACCGCGUGGGCCUGAAUGUUGCUCCUAAUGAGUCCGACCCUCGUCUACCUGUCAUGACGUGGAACACUUGUGCCUUCACCAUCCAGUCCAUAGAGAGCUUAUUACAGGACGAUGACAAACCUUUAUUUGGUUCUCUGCAGAAUCGACAGCACUCAGGCCUCAAAGCCUUGGUGAAAUUUGCUGAAGCCCAACGGGCAACAUGUCCUCCAACGACACUACAGAAACAUCUGGUUCAGUUAUUGGCAGUGUUCCUGCCGAACAUGGAACUGGAAGACACCCCGUCCUUCCUGUCUGUGGACAUAUUCCACCUACUGGUGGGCUCAGUUUUGUCAUUCCCAUCUCUGUACUGUGAAGAAAAUGUAGAUCUACAGCCUUCGCCUCUGAUAUCUGCUUACAACAACCUCUACCUCUUCCAUCUGCUCACAAUGACACAUAUUUUGCAGAUCAUCUUUGCAUCGGCCACUGACACGGUGCCUUCUGCAGACCCAGAAGACUGUGAAGAGGCUCGAAUGGCUGCAAGUCUUUGCCGUGAUCUUUGUCAAUUUACCAAUGGCUGCUUUUCGGCAGACCUGCCGGGCUGGUAUGUUUGGGGCUGUGUGAAGAAGGGGCUCAUGCCGUACCUGCGCUGCUCAGCUCUCUUCUUCCAUUAUUUGCUGGGAGUGACACCACCCGAGGCGCUGAAAUCACCAGUAUCGUCAGAAGACCAGCUAGAAGCACUGUGCAGCUACCUCAGUUUGCCUACCAACGUGUUCCUACUUUUCCAGGAGAAUUGGGAUGUUGUGAAACCACUGAUUCAGAGUUUGGGUUCUGAUUCACACGUGCUGAGCGUCCUCUCUGGCAAAACGUCUGCACUCAGGUAUCCAAGGAAACGCAACACAUUGACUAAACUUCCCGAAGACUACAGCUCCCUCCUGAAUCAAGCCUCUCAGUUUAGGUGUCCAAAGUCUAAGGAUGCAGAACGAAAGCAUCCGGUUUUGUGUCUGCUCUGUGGCACGGUUCUCUGCUCCCAGAACACGUGCUGCCAGGAGGUGGUGAAUGGAGAAGAGUUGGGCGCUUGCACUACACACGCCAUACAGUGUGGAGCUGGCAUCUGCAUGUUCCUUAAAAUCCGGGAAUGUAAGGUUGUCCUUAUUGAAGGAAAAACAAGAGGUUGCAUAUACCCUGCACCUUACCUGGAUGAGUAUGGAGAAACUGACCCCGGGCUUAAGCGUGGGAACCCUUUGCGUCUCUCACACGAGCGGUACCAGAAAUUGCACCAGCUGUGGCAGCAACACUGCAUUGUUGAGGAAAUAGCUCGGAGCUUGGAGAUCAGCCAGAUAUUCUUUGGCUUCAACUGGAGCCUGCUUUAAAUGCCAUGGUAAGAACCCAACAGGUGGAUGCUUUAAAAACCGUAUACUCCCCAUGUCCCUGUUAAUCACAAACAGAGAUUAUUUUUGUUAUGGACCCCUGCUUGAGACAUCCUUAUGGACACCAGCUCUAAUCACAAUGAGAGGGGUUCUUCCCUCCUACAAAAAACAAAACGCAGCUAAGGUUUCAAAUAGUGGAGAAACCAUACUUCUUGCUAGGUUUAAGCCUACACCGUCUGGUUGACAUUUGUAUAGGCUCUUGACUCAAGCCUUCUGUUAGUUUAUUAAACUAAUGAAAUUUGAAAAAAAAAAAA
Messenger RNA from Spea bombifrons (plains spadefoot toad), 5577 nucleotides. RefSeq names its product ubiquitin protein ligase E3 component n-recognin 1 (gene UBR1). Gene Ontology annotation, cellular component: ubiquitin ligase complex; cytoplasm. Lineage: Eukaryota; Metazoa; Chordata; Amphibia; Anura; Pelobatidae. Gene Ontology annotation, molecular function: zinc ion binding; ubiquitin protein ligase activity. The record is from RefSeq and is a predicted model, not a curated record. The transcript is spliced from 48 exons. The coding region runs from base 38 to 5266 and encodes 1742 amino acids. Gene Ontology annotation, biological process: protein ubiquitination; ubiquitin-dependent protein catabolic process via the N-end rule pathway.